AUGCAGGCCGGCAAUCACAAUCCAGAAAACAAUACAGGCAGCUUGAAGCCCAUCGCAGACUUUACCAAGACCAUUGAAACCGUCGCUCUUCCCGGCGAGAUGCCCAUUGGUAGUCUCAUCCAUUCUAAAGCGCCUCCGACUUGGGGUGUCGUCAAGGUUUCAAACAUCCCCUACUCCAUUACGAAGCAAGAGAUUAUGCAGUUCGUUGGCCGUCAAGCACGCCUUAUCCCGGGCCAUGCGGUUCACAUUAUCAUGGAGCGUCCGACCGCGAAGACCAUGGACUGCUUCGUUGAGUUUCAGACCCCAGCAGAUGCUGAGGAGACUGCCAAACGCAUCAACCGUAUCUUCGAGACUGGUCGUGCCCCGAGACUUGGCAACCGACACGUAGAAGUUGAACUCAGUAGCCAGGACGAUCUGUUGAAGGACCUGUUCCCCCGUGCGAAGUGUGUUGUUUGGCAGGGUGGCAUGCCCGGCAUACUUCGCAACACCGAUCCCUAUUCCACUGGAUAUGCUGGCUUCUUUACAACCGAGGAGAUCAUUGGCGCGAUUCGUCACGCAGAGAUGCCCCAUCGUUCUCCGUUCUGUGCCAAGUGCCCCCAACGCACCUACGAGUCAACCAUUAGCACUCUCUACAAGUUCCCCUGGUACGCACCCGAAUUCUACACCGUCCAUGACCGCAACCAGCUAUUCGAAUUGACCAAUCGCCACAUCAUGUCGCUGGUUUCUCGCAUGAGAAAGUCAAACACAGUUGGUCUGGACCAGAGACUCCUGCGUGACCUUCUCCAGGCCGGGCUCAACUGCCCUGGUUUUAAUGAACGCCAGAAAUACACUCUUUGCGUCAACUCCGAGGAAGACAGCGAGAUCGCCAAGAUCCCAGACUUGAGCAAAUGGUUCCCAUUUGAUACCCUGGUGAAUCUGCCCAAUUUCGAAUAUGUAGCACACCUGUACUACGCCAACCUGAUCUCCCAAGGAACAGUGCGUGAGACGAUCAACAACGAGCUGCCCAACAGCUUCCCCGUGAACACGGGCCUCAUCUCUCCAUUCGGUCGCAUCUGGUUCGAAUGGCCCACCGAAGUCGCCAAGCGUGUCUCUUGGGAGGAGGCCGUCGAGCAGGAGGCCGCCACUCUCUCCAACCUGGUUUUGAGCGGCUGGAUGCAUAGCGAGGGCAAAUCCUAUUCUAGCAACCAGAGUAACCUCAGCCCAUCCUCUCCCUCCACUAACAAGAGUGCGUCCCGCACUGAGAGCCUAUCCAAGGUUGGCACCCUGUCCACCCCAUCGCGCCGUGCCAGCGAAUGCUGGAAUAUCGGAAGCCCUCACUUUGAUAGCAUCGAAGACUGCUGGGGUCAGAAGUUGCUGUUUAGUCCUCAUGGAAGACUCCGAGGCGGAAUGCCUGGUCACCGUAUCACCCAUUCGUCUCCUAAUUGUCUCCCAAAGGCGAACCAGUGA
Molecule: messenger RNA, 1446 nt
Organism: Aspergillus heteromorphus CBS 117.55
Lineage: Eukaryota; Fungi; Ascomycota; Eurotiomycetes; Eurotiales; Aspergillaceae
Exons: 5
Coding region: 1-1446 (481 amino acids)
Molecular function (GO): nucleic acid binding
Source: RefSeq, a predicted model, not a curated record